Molecule: messenger RNA, 737 nt
Organism: Medicago truncatula (barrel medic)
Lineage: Eukaryota; Viridiplantae; Streptophyta; Magnoliopsida; Fabales; Fabaceae
Product: leghemoglobin 29
Exons: 4
Coding region: 67-513 (148 amino acids)
Molecular function (GO): heme binding; oxygen binding
Source: RefSeq, a predicted model, not a curated record
UGGUUUGUAAAAUUGUAGUAUUCAAAAACUCCAAUUCAAAUUAAAAGAAGGAGAAAAAAGAGAAAUAUGGGUUUCACUGAGAGACAAGAGGCUUUGGUUAGUAGCUCAUGGGAAACCUUCAAUCAAAACCUUCCUUUCUAUAGUGUUUUGUUCUACACCUUUAUAUUGGAUAAAGCACCUGCAGCAAAAGGCAUGUUUUCUUUUCUAAAGGACUCGAAUGAGGUACCUCAAGAUAACCCUAGUGUUAAUGCUCACGCUGAGAAGGUUUUUGGAAUGGUGCGUGAUGCUGCCGUUCAACUCCAAGCAAAAGGAGAAGUUGUAUUGGGAGAUUCCACAUUGGGGAUUGUUCACACCCAAAAGGGGGUUGUUGGUCCUCAUUUUACGGUUGUGAAAGAAGCAUUGCUCAAAACAAUCAAAGAAGUUGUUGGUGAUAAAUGGAGUGAGGAGUUGAGUGUUGCUUGGGAAACUGCUUAUGACGAAUUGGCAGUCGCAAUCAUAAAGGAAAUGAGCUGAUUAUUAGAUCUAUUACAAACUAUCAAUAAAUAAAUAUAUAUUUUCCUAAAACUUUAAAAAAGUUUUUAUAAUAAAUAUUCAAAAGAGAAUUAGUUAAGAAUUUUCAGGUAUAAUUUCAGUAUAUUUGUAUAAUAAGUUGUCUUCAAUUUUUGGAAGACUAAUGUAUUCGAAUUUUAACAUAUGGUAUAUGAAAAAAAAAUCACAAUAAGCUGUGUAUUUAAAAA